Molecule: messenger RNA, 5110 nt
Organism: Melopsittacus undulatus (budgerigar)
Lineage: Eukaryota; Metazoa; Chordata; Aves; Psittaciformes; Psittaculidae
Gene: FBXL22
Product: F-box and leucine rich repeat protein 22
Exons: 2
Coding region: 1685-2731 (348 amino acids)
Cellular component (GO): cytoplasm
Molecular function (GO): protein binding
Source: RefSeq, a predicted model, not a curated record
GUGUUCGUUUGUACUUCUUUUUCUCCAUUUGUCCUUGCUUUUGUCCAUCGUCCUUUGUCUGUCUGUGCUUCUUGUCUGUGUGUCUGUUUGUCCUUUUUAUCCAUCUGUCCUUCCUUUUGUCUGUGUGUCCUUCUUUGUAUCAGUUUGUCUUUCUUUUUUGUGUCUGUCCUUUUUCCCCUUUCUGUCAGUUUGUUCUUCCUUUUGUUGGUCUGUCCAUCUUUGUGUCCGUUUGUCCUUCCUCAUUUUUUUUUGUGUGUGUCCAUUUGUCCUUCCUCUUGUCCAUCUGUCCUUCAUGUCAUUCCUUUCGUCUGUGUGUCCAUUUAUCCUUCAGUUUAUCUUUGUGUCUGUCUGUCCUUCCUACUGUCUCUUUGUCAGUCUGCCUUUCCUUUUGCUCGUCUGUCUUUUCUCUGUCUUUGGAUCUGUCUGUCCAUCUUUGUCUUUUUUUCCAUCCAUCUUUCCUUUUGUCUUUCUAUCCAUUUAUCCUUCUUUGUGUUCGUCAUGUCUUUUUUUCUGUCCAUCCUUCCUUUUGUUUCUUUCUGUCCAUUUUUUCUUCCAUGUCCAUCUGUCCUUCCUUCUGCCUGUGUGUCCAUCUGUCCUUUUGUGUCCAUUUGUCCUUUUUUGUCCUUCUGUUCAUCUUUGUGUCUGUUUGCUUGUGUGUCUGUCUUUGUGUCUGUCCUUCCUUUUGUUCAUCCUUUGUGCCUGUUUGUCCUUUUUUCUGUCCAUCUUUCCAUUUGUCCGUCUUUGUGUCUGUCCUUCCUUUUUACUGUGGCCAUCUGGCCUUUCUGUCUAUCUGUCCUUCCCUCUUGUCUAUCCUUCUGUCCAUUUAUUCUUCCUUGUCUUGUCCUUCCUUGUCCAUUUGUCCUUCUGUUUGUUUUUGUGUUGUCUUUUCUUGUGUCUGUCCUUAUUUUGUCCUUGUCCUUCUUUGUGUCUGUCUGUCCUUUUUUUUGUCCAUAUGUCCAUCUUUGUAUCUGUUCUUUCUUUGUGUCCGUUUUUGGGUCUGUCAUUCCUUUUGUCCAUCUUUGGGUCUGUUUAUCCUUCUCUAUGUCCGUUUUCAUGUCUGUAGGUGUGUGUCUGGGUACUCAUCUCUAGAUGUGUCUGUAGAAAGGUCUAUAGGGGUGUGUGUGCAUGUAUCUGUGCCUGGUUGUGGGUGCUUUUCUCUGUGCAUCUGUGUGCAUCCAUGUCUCUGUGCAUGAGUCUGUGUGCAUGUCUGCAUAGGUCUGCAUGCAUCUGAGUGCCUAUCUCUGCCUGUGUGUGCACACGCAUCAGUAUAUCUGUGUGCAGGUCUGUGCAUUGUGUGCGCAGCUGAGUGCGAGCCUGUGUGGGUGUGUGUAUCUGCAUGUGAGUUGGUAUGUGCAUGUGUCUGUGCAUGUGUUUGUGUGUUCAUGUGUCUGUGUGCACAUGUCUUUCUGCGUGUAUCUCUACCUAUGCCAGUCUACGAGUCUGUGACUGUGUGUGCACGUGUGUACACGUGUCUGUGUGCACAUCUGUCUGUCUGUGGCUGCAUUCAUGUGUCUGCAUGCAUGUCUGUGUUGGUGCAUGUGUCUUUGCUUAUCAGUGUGCCUGUUGGUGUGGAGGGGUGUGUGUUUCUGGGUGAAGGGUUGUUACGGGGUGGUACUGUACCUGAGCAGGAACCGGAAGUGCAAUAUUGGAGAAAUCACUGAACAAAUAAAGGUAAACCAGUCAGAUGCUGCAACCCCCCAUUUCUGCUCCAAAAGCCCAACACCCCCCCCCAUCAGUCACUGCCCAGUGCUGGAGCUUUGCUGGACUCCAGGGGGCCUGGAAGGGAAAACCAAAAUCCCUUUUAAGGAAGCAUUCCCAUCCUGCGCUGCUCCACACGUCCCUGCCAGUCCCUCGCACAACCCAAGAAGAGGUUCAUGCAUUCAUCUCUCCCUAUUCUGAGCUGCACCAGUUGUUUGCCAAAAAUAAACACCAUUCCACAACCAUAUAUGUGCAACAGCCUUCUGGUGCCUGUGAGCCCCUCCAGCACUGCCUGCUAGUAAUUCCACAGGGCCGGAGACUGUUCUGUCUACCACAGGGGCUCCGGCAGGCUAUGCAUAUAACCCAGCUCAAUCGGGAGUGCCUUUUACAUCUGUUUUCUUUUCUGGACAAAAACAGUAGGAAAAGUUUAGCAAAAACAUGUCACAAGCUGCUAGAAGUGUUUCAGGAUCCAUUACUGUGGUCUCUGUUGAACUUUCAUUCUCCAGUGGAACUAAAGAAGGAUAAUUUCCUCCUGGGACCUGCUUUAAAAUACUUAUCCAUCUGCUGGUAUUCAGAGAGAGUCAAGGUGUGUAACAUUGAGGACUGGAUGAAAAACAGUUUCCAGAAAGACUUCUGUAACAGGCAUGAGAACACUGUCACUGACUUUUUACUAGAAGUUUGCAACAGGUGUCCAAACCUGCUGUCUCUGACCCUCUCAGGCUGCGGCCAUGUUACAGAUGACUGCAUCCUACUGCUUCUCAAGAACUGCCCAAACCUCAGGACACUCAAACUGGAAAACUGUGUGCGGAUCACUGACCAGACCCUGGAAGCAGUAACCCUCUAUGGGAGCUCACUGCAAACGCUCCACGUGGAUUUCUGCCGGAACAUAACACAAACUGGUCUAGAGAGAGUCAGGGAAAAGUGCCCUUCCGUGACACUGAGAGCAGAGAGGAGCGCUAACAUGAUUCCAGACAAUAAGCCAGGGAAAAAGCUGAUGCUUGAAAAAGCAUCACGAAAAUUGGUUCAGCUUUAAAUGCAACAAACAGCGUAAUGCGCCAUCAGCCAGUGUGGGUGUCUGAGCCACGACUGCCCUGCUGUAGGGCAGCAUUGCUACACUGCCUUCUGGCGGCCUUCCUGCACUCCGCCUGCGUCCCAACAAAGGCUGCCCUAGGAAAAGGCAUCCGUCUCCACCUGGACAGUCUUAAGGAGAAAACCUGUUUGCUUUCUCAUAUUCUGUGGAACUGGAACCCCCUGCAUUACUGCCUCAAAAUGCUAGCCAUAAUAAAGCCAAACCCUGCGAUUUUGAUACCCUGUUGUCACAAAUGAGUGGAAUGCACCUCACUUAGAGGAGAGCAGCAGUGGUAUGUUUUAUGAGGUAAAACAAAAAUGGGAGAGAAAUGGAACAUUACAAAGUUUAACAGUGGUUUGACAAGGUUCAGUAAGUUUAAUAUCAAAGGUCAUCUUAUUAAUCACUGCAUGGAAGAAAUAUACAAAGGAAAUAUACAAACUCAGAGGAGUUUGUAUUGAGUUGGAAUGAGUGAGGCAGAGCCUGGAGACACAAAGAGUAAGAACACUCCUGCUAAGUCCCAAGGUUGAGAGUGAACCCUCUUGCUUUCUGAGCUCCUUAGGUAAUGAGAAAGUACAUAAAGCUGCAGCAGACAGAGCCUGAGUAAUUGCACAGCUUACACAGAUAUCAGGGGAGGAGUGAUUAACUGAUGUCUGUUAAAAGAUACACCCGUAUGUGCAUCCACCCGUGCACAGUGAGAACCACACCAGCCAUUUCUUUCUAGCAAAAGCAGAGUAGCUGACAACCAUCACUUCCUCAGUGUGCAAUGGCUGUAGCUGAUGUGCAAGGCUUGUUUAUUAAAUGAAGGCUGCAUGGCAAUGUACACAAAACACAGGUUGAGCCUUCGCAUUAUGUACUUUGAUCAAAUAUGCCAGCUCACUGUUUGGAAGUUGACAUUAAAGCAUGAUACAAUGAAACAAAUGCUUGUUCACAGAACUUACCUCCAGGACAAGACAGCUACUUCCAGCCUGUAGCUUUAAAUGCUAAUUGAGGAAUAUGCUGCAGUACAAAGAUGUAUAGAGAGAGUUUAUAAACACCUGUUUCUCAUUGCAAACUACAAAACCAACAUCAAUCUUCAUCCCAAACCACAGGGGUGUCCCUUUCCUGCGUGCUGCUCUGCUGCUUGCAGUGAAACAUUUUUCAUGAAGAGUUCCUGUGGCAUUGCCUACGAAGUCUGACACCAAAGGUUGACAGUUUUAUUCUGCUACAUAAAACCUGUCUUGAAAUCACACAAUGGGAUUCAGUGGGGUAGUGAGCACUGUUCCAAGACUUGAGGCACAUACAGAUUUGCUUGAAUAAAGACAAAUGUUACUGUGUCAGCUGUAGUGCAGGUACCCAUCAGCAGUUCUGCCUGUUGAGUCUGGCUCAGUGAUCAUACAGACCAGUGUGAUCAUCUAGCAUUAAUAACUCAGGUUUUUGCCUCAACUCCAGCAUGCUAUUUUCCAAAGCAGCCUGUCUCCUCACCUGUGCUUUAUUGCAAUGGCACAUCCUCAAAUUCCCCUUUCCAUUACUGUCCAUUUUAUUCACCAAUUCUGCCAUGAAUUCAGAAUUCCGACUCCUGGAGAGCACACCAAAAUCUAGAAUCCUGCCCAUUCUUGCUGACUCUGCAGCUCACCUCGAUUUACCUGAAAUUUCUCUCCCAUUCAACACGACCCACCAAAGAGCUUUACACCUCGAAAGAAUGACAGGUGGGUAACUCAGCCUAUGGAUAACUUGACUGCCCUGAAGGACCAGGUGUCAGUUCAGCUUAGACAUCAAACAGAAGGCUGCACACAGACAAUGAAACUAGCAGUUCCAGCUGAAAUCACAACGAAGUCUACAGCAGUUAGGAUUUCAUUUUAAACUAAAACUUACACAGAGUAGAAAUACCUGAGUGUGUGUCUCCUUAAAGCACAUUUAGAAACACUAACUUUUGGAAACACUGUUCAGUCCCAUGGAGAGAGUCAGCCUUCCUGUUCCAAUUAACAACAAUCACCCAAAACUUGGUCACUACAGCAACCUCUGUGCACAUACCACAGCAAGCCUCUUCUUCCUUGACAGGAGAGGCUCUGCAGUUGCUGAUAAUCUUCCUGCACUGGUCAGAACACAGAUGAAAUAGUUACAGACAUGUAACCUGGAACUUUUAUCGCUGGAAUUCAAGUAUAUCAAGACUAUCAAGGCUCAAAUAACCUGAUAUCUCUGUUGCAUUUUAACAGUUGUAUCUACACACAUAGCUUUGCAAACUUACUACGUGUCUGCAUCUUUUAUGUAACUGGAAGACCACAGGAGCCAGCUUUUCCUCUAAGGAAUGGAAUUUGUAACCUCUUAAAUUCCUACUUAACAACUUAUUAAAGGUUGCCACAAACA